AUGCCUUGUAGUAGAAGUAGUAGUAGUUCCUUUGAUAAUGUUGAGCGCGGCGUGCUUCGUGGGCCGAGGCCACCGGCUCUCAUGGUGAACAAGAGCUCUGCUAAUUCUACCAAGCAACCUGCAGUCAAAAGAAGCCGCCAUGCCCCAGUGAUUGUGUAUCUGAGGUCGCCCACGGUUAUCCAUGUCAGCCCUGAGGAAUUUAUGGGCCUCGUUCAGCGUCUAACUGGGAAAACUCAUCAAGGGCCAACCCACGCCGCGCUCUCUUCUUCUUCUUCUUCUUCUGCGUUCCGCCAUGGGAGGCCGUGA
Diospyros lotus (date-plum) is the source of this 306-nucleotide messenger RNA. Its product is annotated as VQ motif-containing protein 20-like. The coding region runs from base 1 to 306 and encodes 101 amino acids. The transcript has a single exon. Lineage: Eukaryota; Viridiplantae; Streptophyta; Magnoliopsida; Ericales; Ebenaceae. Gene Ontology annotation, cellular component: nucleus. The record is from RefSeq and is a predicted model, not a curated record.